Molecule: messenger RNA, 2205 nt
Organism: Impatiens glandulifera
Lineage: Eukaryota; Viridiplantae; Streptophyta; Magnoliopsida; Ericales; Balsaminaceae
Product: probable serine/threonine-protein kinase abkC
Exons: 5
Coding region: 173-1981 (602 amino acids)
Source: RefSeq, a predicted model, not a curated record
UCCUUCUUCAUCUUCCUCGCUUCUAGGUCUUACAAUCCAACUUCAACUUAGAAGCUUUCGUUGCAAGCAAGAUUCACGCCCCUGCGAAUCCGAGCUACAGAUACGACGGCGGCGGCGGCGGAGGUUUAUAAUCUCCCAUGAUUCGCCAUUCCACAAAACGUUAGUCAUCGCAAUGUCCAGGUUUUUGUCGCUUGGGAAUAUAAGGAAAGCUGCUCACUCCGUUCGUGUAAACCCUCUGGCCUUGUACUGUGAAGGAAAGAAUUAUACUGGAUUAAGUUCUCCUCAUUAUAGAUUUUACUCUCAGUAUAUCUCCCCUAACUCUAUACAUGCAUCAUCUUCUGUACAAAGAGUCGAAAACAUCUUUUACAGGACCACUUUUGCUUGGAGGAGGCUAGCACAGAUAACCCCUAAAUAUUCAAUCAAUGUAAAUAAGAUUGCCCAAGCAGUUAGUUUGGCCCUUACCCGAUCUUAUAUGGUUGUUCCUGGCAUAUUCGCCCUCACAUGUGGUAAUAUAGCCUUAACAAAGUCCUCGGCUGAGUUAGAUCCGUUCCAUUCUAGCGAUAGCUUAUACACACAUGCUGAAAAUGGACACAUCUUCAUUGCAUCGUUAUUGUUUUCUGUUUAUGAAGGAGUUAUCUUAUUGCUUAGAGCUAUUCACUUGACAAUUUUGUUCACACCUUUCAUAGUGAUGUCUCCCUUUGCAAAUUCUUUUGGGCUUUCGUUUCGAAAAGUAUGGCUUUCGACAUUGCAUCUAACACUUGAAAGAGCUGGCCCAGCAUUCAUAAAAUGGGGUCAAUGGGCUGCUACAAGACCAGAUCUUUUCCCACAGGAUCUAUGCUCUGAAUUGUCUAAGCUUCACAUGAAGGCCCCUGAACAUAGUUUCUCUCACACAAAAAAAACAGUUGAAAAAGCUUUCGGACGUAAGCUUUCUGAUAUGUUUGACCAUUUUGAAGAGGCACCUGUAGCAUCAGGCAGCAUUGCUCAAGUUCAUCGAGCCACUUUAAGGUAUCGUUACAAGGGUCGAGAGAUGAAGCCGAUGGUGGUAGCGGUUAAAGUCAGGCAUCCUGGAGUUGGCGAAACAAUCAAACGGGACUUUGACAUAAUUAAUAUAGUAGCCAAGGGCUCAACAUUUGUUCCUACACUUAAAUGGUUAAGAUUGGACGAGAGUGUACAGCAGUUUGCUACUUUUAUGAUGUCUCAAGUUGAUCUUGCUCGUGAGGCUGCACAUUUGAGUCGAUUCAUUUACAAUUUCCGUAGUUGGAAGAAUGUCUCUUUUCCGAGGCCAGUUUAUCCGCUUGUGCAUCCGGCUGUUUUAGUUGAAUCUUUUGAACAAGGGGAAUGUGUUUCGUACUAUAUUGAUGAAGUACAAGGGCAUGACCGUCUAAAAAGUUCUCUUGCUCACAUCGGAACUCAUGCUCUUCUGAAGAUGCUUUUGGUGGACAACUUUAUCCAUGCAGAUAUGCAUCCUGGUAAUAUCCUAGUCCGUGUGCCUGAAAACAAGCCUGCGAGGAGAAGACUGUUCAAAACAAAGCCUCAUGUGAUUUUUCUUGAUGUGGGCAUGACUGCUGAACUUUCUAAGAGUGAUCGGGUGAAUUUACUUGAAUUCUUCAAGGCUGUUGCCCGUAGGGAUGGAACAACUGCAGCAGAAUCAACUCUCAAAUUAUCUAAGCAGCAGAAUUGCCCCAAUCCAGAGGCUUUCAUAAAGGAGGUGAAAGAUUCAUUUGAUUUCUGGGGAUCAAAAGAAGGUGAUAUAGUCCAUCCUGCUGAUUGUAUGCAUCAGCUACUUGAGCAAGUUAGGCGUCAUAAAGUUAAUAUUGAUGGAAAUGUCUGCACCGCCAUGGUUACCACAUUGGUCCUUGAGGGUUGGCAAAGGAAGCUUGAUCCGGACUACAAUAUUAUGCAUACAUUGCAAUCUAUCCUUCUUAAAGCUGACUGGGCAAAAUCCCUUUCCUACACAAUCGAAGGAAUCAUGGCACCAUAAUCAUCAUCAACUUCUUCUUCAAGCAAUUGCUGAGUAAUUUUGGAUACACUAACUAACUAGUAUACACAUAUGAUGAUGAUGUCUAUAGAAUAUCAUUUUCUUCCCCUAACCCCCACAAAAAAAAAUGACAACAUUCCAAUCUUUCUUGGUAUUACAAUAUUGAAUUCCAUUUUUUGCUUUCAGUUAUAUAAAGUAUGUUUUUGUUGUUGUUGUUGUUGAAUAAU